This is a messenger RNA of Mycena indigotica, 3579 nucleotides long. RefSeq names its product Glycoside hydrolase family 3 protein. Gene Ontology annotation, biological process: xylan catabolic process; arabinan catabolic process. The record is from RefSeq and is a predicted model, not a curated record. Gene Ontology annotation, molecular function: alpha-L-arabinofuranosidase activity; xylan 1,4-beta-xylosidase activity; FAD binding. Gene Ontology annotation, cellular component: plant-type cell wall. The coding region runs from base 1 to 3579 and encodes 1192 amino acids. The transcript is spliced from 17 exons. NCBI's taxonomy places the organism in Eukaryota, Fungi, Basidiomycota, Agaricomycetes, Agaricales, Mycenaceae.
AUGAACGGUUUCUCAUCAGGAGUAGGUUUUGAAUACCGCCGUUCUGAUCGAGCUGAGGGCUUUAACUGGCACUUUGUCGAAAUGCCUUAUGGUUGCAUCCGCUUUCAUCGAGCUCAUUUUUUGGAUGUCUUCGUGAAGAAUCUUCCUGAAAGCGUUGCUCAUUUUGGGAAACGACUUGCGUCAUACAAUCAGGUACGAGACGGUAUCCAACUAGAGUUUUCGGAUGGGACGAGCGCAAUAUGCGACCUCCUAGUUGGGUGCGAUGGAAUCAAAUCGACAGUUCGAAAGCAAAUGCUGAAUAGCACGGGGAGAAUUGAGCUUGAGGAGCACAUAGAGCCAAGAUGGAGUGGCAGUAUUGCCUAUCGCGGUCUCAUUCCAGUUGCGAAGCUUCCAGAAGGCCAACACAGAGCGUUGCAGUAUCCUGUGAUGUACUGUGGCAAAGACAAGCAUGUUGUUGUCUAUUCGAUUUCUAAAGGCACGGUGGUAAACGUUGUUGCCUUUGCAUCAGAUUCGGAUAAGGAGAACACAUGUUACGGGGACGAAUGGGUGACGUCUUGUUCGAAGGAGGAGAUGCAGGAGUGCUUUGCAGGAUGGGAACCGGAGGUCUCCGUCCUUCUCGAUCGUAUUGAGAGCCCUACGAAAUGGGGAAUCCAUCAUCUAGCCCCACUUCCUCUAUAUGUGACUGGCAGGGUCGCUUUGCUAGGAGAUGCGGCCCACGCCAUGACACCCCAUCUUGGUUCAGGAGCCGGCCAGGCAAUUGAGGACGCAUAUAUUCUUGCGAAGGUUUUGGGUGCUGCCACGUUGAACACGCUUGAUGCGGCCCUCGAAGCUUACGAAACGACGCGUCUUCCGAUGGCAAACCAUGUUUUGCGGGCUUCCGCAGUUGCUGGGAAGAUGUUUGAGUUCAAUAAUGAGCUUGGGGAGCGAUACCAAGUGUUAGGCCCAGCAAUUGGUGCGCAGUGGAAUUAUCUAGACGAGACUACGCCAGAGGGUGAGAGUAUGCGUGCGGUUGAAAGGAUGCGAGAGGCAUUGAACAAGAGGAAGUUGUCAGACUCAUCAACGCUAUCAUCAAGAAAUGGUUUGCUUCGAAACGGUCACGAGCGUAGAGCCCUCCUUGCCAUCAUGUUGCUCCUCGCCUCGCUGGCAGCGGUCUUCACCGUAGGGCACGCUAUCGACGUCGUGCCCAACGUUACAGUGUCUGGCCCUACUCGGCCACCUACCCUCACCCCGUUUGCUUACGCAUUUCCUAACUGCAAAAGCGGACCUCUCAAGGAUAAUGCUGUUUGCGACCGUUCCAAGGACCCCGUAACGAGGGCAGAAGCACUCAUCCAACUCUGGACCGUCCCAGAGCUUAUUGCGAAUAGUGUCCACCAGGCCCCUGGUGUUUCUCGUCUGGGUAUCCCACCAUAUCAGUGGUGGUCAGAGGCUUCGCAUGGGAUAAGCUGGACUGGACCUGGAGUCAUUUUUGCGCCGGACGGCGACUUCUCAUACGCCACAUCUUUCCCCUCACCCAUUAAUCUCGGAGCUUCUUUCGAUGACCCACUAGUUUUCCAAGUGGGUACGGUCAUUUCUACGGAGGGCCGUGCUUUCAACUCAGCUCAACGCGCUGGUUUGGACUACUUCGCUCCUAACAUCAAUCCCUGGAGGGACCCACGUUGGGGAAGAGGUCAAGAAACUCCCGGAGAGUCAGCUCUCCACUCUGCGAAUUAUGUUUACCAACUGGUCAACGGCUUCCAAGGCGGUAUUGACCCUUCACCUUACAUCAAAGUUAUCGCCACGUGCAAGCAUUACGCUGCGUACGACUUGGAUCAAGUUGGAGAUGUGAUUCAAAGAAAUUUUUCUGCCGAAGUCACCACCCAGGAAUUCGCCGAAUACUAUCUCCCACCUUUCCAAACAUGCGUUAGAGAUGCAAAAGUGAAAAGCGUUAUGUGCGCAUAUAACGCCGUUAAUGGUGUGCCAGCGUGUUCUGAUCCCUACAUUCUCCAAACUGUUCUUCGUGAUUAUUAUGGGUUCCCCGAUGAUGGCUACGUCGUUUCUGACUGCGAUGCUGUUCAAAGCAUAUACGAAAAUCACAAAUUUGUCAACUCGUAUCAAGCAGCAGCGGCCGUUGCGUUAAAUGCAGGCACGGACCUCAACUGUGGCUCCAUUUAUGGACUUUUCCUCCAGCAGGCACUUGAUCAAAACUUGACUGCCACCGCCAACAUCCAGAAAGCUCUAGUCCGACAAUAUGCGUCCUUGGUUCGUUUGGGCUACUUUGAUCCUCCCGAGCUGCAGCCGUAUCGUCAAUUUACCUUCGCUGAUGUUGGAACGCCAGCUGCGGAGAAAAUGGCCUACGAUGUUGCCGUUGAAGGCAUGGUCCUCUUGAAGAAUGAUGGUACACUUCCUCUCAAGAAGAGUCUCAAGAAAAUGGCACUCAUAGGCCCCUGGGCUCAAGCGACAGAACAAAUGCAAGGCAACUACUAUGGGACCGCGCCGUUCCUGAUCAGCCCUCAAAUGGGUGCAGUCACCGCUGGCUUUAACGUGACUUUCGUUGAAGGCACCGGAAUUCAAGACGGAGAUACCAGUAGCUUUAGUGAUGCCCUUGAAGCGGCAGCACAAGCAGAUGUGAUUGUCUUUGCAGGAGGUAUUGAUAACGAUGUGGAAGCUGAAGGUUUGGAUCGCACGGACAUUAGCUGGCCUGGGGCUCAGCUCCAGCUGAUCCAGAAACUCGCUUCCGUCGGUAAACCAUUCGUCGUUGUCCAAUUUGGUGCUGGUCAAGUGGACGAUUCCUGGUUGCUGAAGAGCAAAGACGUCAAUGCUAUUCUCUGGGCCGGAUAUCCUGGCCAAAGUGGUGGUACUGCCGUCGCUGACGUUCUCACCGGAAAAGUUGCUCCUGCUGGUCGUCUGCCACUAAUGCAAUAUCCAGCCGAUUACGUCAACCAAGUUUCGAUGCUUGAUAUGAACUUGCGGCCAAACAAAACUUCAGGCAACCCUGGAAGGACGUAUCAAUGGUAUACAGGCAAGCCUGUGAUCGACUACGGCUUCGGUUUACACUAUACCACCUUCUCCUUACAAUGGCAAGGUCUUCCUGCCCUAGCAUACGACAUUCAAGCCCUCGUUGCAAAGGCUCAUAGCGCCGCACAUCUCGAUCUUGGCUCAUUCGACACAUUUGGCGUUACAGUCCGCAAUAUCGGACAUGUUACGUCCGAUUUCGUGUCGCUUCUUUUUGUGAAAACCACUGCUGGACCGGCCCCCCAUCCGAACAAGGUUUUAAUUGGCUACUCACGAGUUCACAGUGUGAAUCCAGGAGCGGCAGCCAUUGCUCGAAUCGGGGUUAAGCUCGGAGAUAUUGCACGCGUAGACCACAACGGAAAUGCCUGGGUUUAUCCUGGGUUGUACACCUUGAGCUUAGACGUCCCUGAACGACUCACACACUCGUUUGUGCUUGUCGGACAUGCGGCUCAGCUUAGCGACUUCCCCGCUCCUCCUGCUUCUUGGACGGUCGGUGCCGAUAAGCAGAAGCACUCUGCCAGCAAGCCCGCUGCGAUAUGGGACGAGCAUACCCACGAUGAACAACAAGUGCUUCGGGAACUACGUUAA